UGAGAUGUUGUGUUCAUAGCAAAGCCUUUUUAUAUUUAAUGUUGUGACAACAUGUUUUGUUUACUGGUGGACGUAUUGUGACAGUGUCAUUCAAAUGUCGUUUGUUGUCAGGCCGUGUUUUAACAUACCUGCUGUCGUGGAACGAUUGACGCCAACAUUUACCUCUGCCUGUUCAAAUAGCAACUGUCGUUUUCUCCAUAGUGCGGGCACGUCUCGAGUCAACACUUUCUCCCUAUAUCUCCAUAAUGGGGACAGUUUAACGCACAAACGUCAAACAAGAUGGUUGCCUUUUGAAAGUGUACCCUGAGUUUUUUUUGGUUAAAGAAAUCAGGACCAUUCUGAAGCAAUUUAGCUUUGUUUGAGAAAGUUGUUUUGGAAGAAGCUUUGUGAAUUUCUUAAAGCACUAAACUUUUGUAUGUCUUGAGUUAAAAGAAUUAGUUUGGUAGCUUUUUUAACCUAUUUUCUCCAAGACAAAGGUGUUGCGUUUGUAAAAAGACUGUUCCUUGCAGCCAUCUUGUUUUUGGUUUUCGUGAGAAUUUGAUAACACUGUCAGCUAUGUCGAACCAAGGGCUCUUGAGCGCGCUUUUGUCGGGAUUCGGUUCGUUGUAUGGGAUCAAACUGGAGCCGGGGAAGGCGAAACUCCCUCCGCUGGAGCACGUUCCCGCCAUUCACGUUCACGAAGCAUGUGAGCGGUUGGACCAGGUAGAACCAGAACAGAUCAGUGCAGACAGACAGCCGUAUGAGACGGAGUCUCGCCCCUCCACCAGUACAGCCAUCAGACACAAGACUCUGGAGAGUCAUCUUCCAGUCAAGAGGGCCAAACAGCCCCAGAGUAAAGAGGAGUCUCCCAUCCCAGUUGUGGUGUCCCCUGGUUACGUGUUGUCACGCAGUCGCAGCAAGGUUGCCAUGACGAUAAAAACAGACGGCUUCUUUGAUCCGCCCAAGAAGGAAGUGCCGACCCACACACUUGACCAGGCAACACAAGACCUGAUCAGUGACUUGAGGCAGCAGAUUUCUGACCUAACCUUGUACCUAGAAGAAGAGAAGCUCAACCAUAGGGACACUAAGAAACAGGCUGCUGAAGAACUGAAGAAAAGAGAAGAAAAGUUGAACACGAGACAUGAAGAGGAAAUGAACAGGUUGGAGGAUGAGUAUGAGAAGGAGAUAGCUGACAUGAAGGCUGCUCAACAGAAACUCAUGGCCCAGGAAAAGGCUGCGUCUGAGGCUAUACAUAACAGACUAACCUCAGACCUCAACUUCAUGAAAAGUUCCUUUGACACCUACAAGACCCAAAUAGUUGAGGAGAUGGAUGAAAAGUGGGCAGACAAGGAGGCAGAACUUCACUUCAAGUUUGAGGAAAGGAUAGAGUCAGCUAUAUAUGAACAAAAGAAACAGUUAAUCCAUGAACACCAGGAUGAGAAAGCUGCUAUGAACCAGGAGUUUAAAAGACAAAUUCAGACCAUCGCUCGGGAACACAAAAGGGAAAUAGACGCAAUCAACAAAAGAUAUGCCAAUGCUGCUCAGGACCUAGAGAGACUAAAGAGAACAACAGAGGAACUCAAUAUUGCCCGUGUUGAGUUGGAAGACACAAAGAAACAACUGAAGGAAACAACCGAGAGUUUCAAGAGGACGUUACGUGAGCUACAAGAUGCUAAUGUGCGACUGAUAGACUUUGAGGAGAGGUUCCAUGAGAAGGUUUCGGAGGUGGAUGACAAGUACAGACAGAGGAUGCACAACCUCAUGCAGGAAAAUGCAGACUUACGGAAGCGGUACAUGUCCAAGUGUGAAGAACUGUACGAUGUGAAGUCGCAGAACGACAUCCAGGUACAGGAGAGAGUCCAGACUGCGAAGGACACGCUACAACAUGUCAUCAAGACCCGUCAUCGCGCCAACAUCAGCAUAGCUGCCUCCGAUCCCUCAUUGGACGAGAAGAAAAAGAUCCAACACAGCCGUCCUCUCAGCGCGCCGACCACGAGGAAAGAAACUGUAGAAGCGAAACUGGGAGAACUACAGAUUCAAGACAAGGACCAGACUAGUGUAAAAACCCCUCCAAGUGCCGGUAGACAAAAACUACUGCCCUCCAGACCACAGACUUGUGUAGGAAGGAGGGCUUGAGGCUUUCACAAAUGUUUUACAACUGUUAAUAUUUAAGUUGUACAUUUUGUCCAACAUUUUGUAUAUUAUGAAAGUUGGUAUUAUCUAUAGAUUUAUAUGCUUAAUUUUGCAUAAUUUCAAGAUUGACAGUAAAAGUCAGCAGAAAGAGAGUUGUUUGUGUAAAGCAAUUACAAGAAAAGCUGGCUGCUGAAAGCUUCCAAAUGUUUAUGGGGAGCAUUUUUUAAUAACAAUGUACAGUCAAACCAGAACAAGUGGCCAUCUCUACAUAAGGACUACUAGUACAAUAUACCUGUCCAAUGUGACCACUUUUUGGUGGUCCCUUAGAUACUCAAGCAUUAAGAAUCUUGUCUGUAGUGACCACCUGUCGACAUAGACCAGAUUUUAUCAGUCCCGAGUGGUCUUCUGGGGCAGUAUUCUAACUUUUGACUGUACAAUGUACAUACAUAUAGUAUAUACAGUUUUUAAUAGACUGAACUGCCAAAGAAGAAUAUCAGUCAAUGAUUGUAUCUUUUCCACCUCUUUUAAACCUCUUUGUUAUACCAUUUGUAAUAUUCAUCCAGAUAAUUCUACUUUAUAAUAAUGUACAUAAAACUAUUACCUCGCAAUGGGCUGCUAUGAAGAGCUGACAGCUUAAAAAAAGUAAUCAUUAAUUUGACUGGCUCAAAGUACAAAAUCUUUAUGAAUUAUGAUUAUCAUAGUUUCUACAUGUUCUUUCUAUGGAUUUCUUGGUACUUUCAUUUCAUAGCAGAAAAUGAACAAAUGGUCUAUGGAAGAGCUUUCAAAAGCAAUGUAUUACUCUUACUGGUUUAAGGGAACUUAUACUUUGUAUUGCUUUUUUCUUAGCUAUUUGAAAGUCUUACAUGAAUAUGUAUGUAUACUAGUAGUUGAAAAAACAAUGAUUUGAAGUGUUUCAAGUCUCUGAAUACAAAUUUUUUUCAAUUUCUCUUUAUUGAAUUCAUAAAAGCUUGCAGACCAC
Branchiostoma belcheri (Belcher's lancelet) is the source of this 3091-nucleotide messenger RNA. Its product is annotated as amyotrophic lateral sclerosis 2 chromosomal region candidate gene 12 protein homolog. The transcript has 12 exons. The record is from RefSeq and is a predicted model, not a curated record. Gene Ontology annotation, cellular component: cytoplasm. Lineage: Eukaryota; Metazoa; Chordata; Leptocardii; Amphioxiformes; Branchiostomatidae. The coding region runs from base 556 to 2115 and encodes 519 amino acids.